AUGCUUUACACCUACACUUGUUUAUUUUUAAAGAGAAGUGAAUGCUCUACUAUACUAUCAACAACAACUUCAAUACCUCCAAAUUUAUCAGAAAAUAGCCCUUCCACAAUUCAAAACGAAAAUCAAAUUCUCGAAGAAUUGACAACAGAAAGUGCUCCUUUAAAUAUUUCUAAUAAACCCUUAAUUACUUCAACUAGUGGAUAUUUAAAAAAUAAAACUUCAACAGCUCCCCAAGAAUUAUCUUCAGAAAAAGAAGAAAAUUAUGAAAAAGAAAAUAAAGAAAUAAUAAAAACAAAAAUAUUUAAAAAUCGGGAAGGGGUUGAAGUAAUUAAGAAGAAUAAAGGAGAAGAAGAAGAAAAUUGUAAACAAUUUUUGUUAAAUAAAUUUGGGUUUUGUAAUGAAGAUGAGGAGGAUAUUUUAAAUCAGCAAAGGUUUAGUCGUUCUUCAAAUGAAGGAAAUAUUGAAAGGAACAAAGAAGGGAAGAAAAAGAGAUUUUCGGAAAAUAUAAAAAUGGAUAUUGAAGUAAAUAAAGCAAUUGAUGUUUUUGAUUUGAUGAAUUCGGGGAAGGAAGGAAUUAAUUCUAUUAAUAAGGUAGGGAUGGAACCUUUUUAG
Messenger RNA from Meloidogyne enterolobii, 612 nucleotides. NCBI's taxonomy places the organism in Eukaryota, Metazoa, Nematoda, Chromadorea, Rhabditida, Meloidogynidae. The record is from the annotation of a GenBank genome assembly.